AUGGAUCCCGGAAGCAUCAGCAGUAGUUCUUCCUCUGUCCCUGCUAACAUCUAAAUGCUGGAGAAUGGAGAGAAUCCCCUGUACCACCUUUCUUGUGCUAUAUCUCUUUUUUUUGGUUCCUUUUUCUUUUUUCUUUGAGUUAAAUUGUAGAAAUGUGUUUUAUGUUGGUUUGCAUAGAAUAUAAAACUAUCUCUGACAUCGUACAAUGGUAAAUAACUUGGUAAAAUGUUGUACCACUUUUUGCAUAGGGUUAUUUAAUGGCUCUCUCAGUAAUUGUCAAAUGCUAUUGUGUUUAAUAUUUAGGUUUGGUAAUGAGCAACAUUAUUUUAUUUUUUAGUCACUGGAGUGAUCAGUACUACAAGAUCAUUGAAUUAUGAAAUGGAAGCCAGUAAAACAUUCAUGGUUAAAGUUGUAUCAAUGGAUGGUCUUGUUGAAAGAGACAGUGCUUUUCUUACUGUGAACCUUGUCGAUGAAGAUGAACCUCCAAAGUGUACUGGUGCUUUUGGAAUUAAACUAGGUAAGAUUAAUUAAAGAUCUUUACUAGUCUAUCGAUUUAGCAAUAUAUACAAAAUAUAGGUUGUGCCAGCCUUUAUUUUGUAUAUAUUGUUUCUCUAUCUCUUUCAGUUAGGGAUUGAGGGUGACCCUUACUAUUAGUGUUUUCUGCCUGCAAUCAUAUCUAUACUCAGUUGACACUCUAGCGAUUAUCCUAUCUGUGUAUUUUCUGAAUUUAACAGUCUAUAACUGAUUUCCAAUAAUUAUUUACAGAUUAUUAUUUACAGAUCACUUUAUAAUUAAAGAAUGUGUCACCAUAUGUCUGAUUGUAUACAAUGUUGAUCACUGAUAAAAAAAACAAAACAACAUAAUUAAUUUCAGCUCCAACAAAUGCAUGCCAGUGUUCUCCAACCUACAAGCAUCUCCUGAAUCAGCGAGAAACCCAUAUGAGUAUAUAUAAGUGAUAUCAGUAAUCCUCUUUCAGCCUGCCUUAAUAAAACUUAACAUAAGACAUUAAAAAUGCAUUCAAUAUCCAGUGGUAAAAUGUCUCACCUAUGGUUUUUUUAUUUCAGCAAGUGAAAGGAUUGAUGAAAAUUAUCAAAUGUUUCAUCAGCUGUAUACUGUUCCUGUAACAGACGAUGAUGGUCUUCCACUUUCAGUAAGACUAUUUUUUUUAUAUUGGUGUACCUUUAGUGGUUACAUUUCCAAUAUUAAUAAAAUUUGAAAAAGAAAUUGUCCUUUGUACAUAAAAGACUAUUUUCAUUCUGUUUUUCAUGAUCUAUAUGUUGUAUUUUUACAGUUUACUUGUUCAAACAAUGUAUUAUAGUUUUUCAGGGGCACUUAUUAAAAGUUAAAUAAAAGUCAAUUUACCUUUGUCAUCUUAAAUGAGUAGUUAAUAGAGCCAAUUCAUACAUAUUGGCUUUGAUUUACUACCUUGCGUACAGACCAUAUCACAAGUAACAUUGGUAUAAUCAAAUACCCUUGUAUCCAUGAGUUUGGAGAUGUUUUGGGGUCCCUGCAGAAGGGCUGGAGGACAACAGAAGGAUCUUGGAGAUUUCACUGAUUUCCUGAUUUCCUCUGCUGCUCAGAACCAUUAUUUUAAAAAUGCAAUUCAUAUGUCAUUGUUGUCAUAGGGACUUUCUUGGUUUUAUGUAAACUUAAAAACAUAAUUAAAACCAUAAUAAAAAUUCAUUUUUUCAGCGUUUUAACUUCUCGCUAUCAAAUCAGAAUAUUUGUUGGUCGUUCUUUGCUUUUCUAUAGCAUUUGUUUCUUCUUAUAGGGCUAGAUUAAAAUUGGUACUGCUGCUGAUUUGCACUGGUUAAUGAAAAACAAAUCAUAAUUUUAAGUGACACCAGUCGUACGGGAAAAUCUCACUAGUAAUACAUGUUAAAAUCAUUUGUUGUGUGCUCGACAUAUGGCCAUUCUUUUGUAAAAUAUUUUGUUGGUAGGAUGAUAUCAUGCAUUCAUUUGCCUUUUGAACCACCAUAACUAUUGCACUAAACAACAUACAAAAUAAAUAUUGUAGAUAUUCAGCAUAAUACAUAUAAGGCUUGAACCAGCAUUGCAAAUUAGCCAUAUAUAGGCCAUCGGUUCUAUAGUCCAGUAGUGGGGUUACUAUUUGGGCAGACCAAUAUUUCACUAAUUUGUCAUUCAUAAAUGUUUUGUUAUGUUUUACAGUGGGAAACACUACACCUAACAGUAAAUAAAUAAUAAUCUAACUAAUAGAAUAAAUAAAGGGCAAUGUACAAAACAUUAUAUUUCAAUGUACUAACAGCAACUACUUUUCUUACAGUAUACUAUAGAAUCACAAACCUCUGGGCCAACGCCAGAUGGAUUUUUUUUUGAGAUAGAUAAAGCCAAUGGAUUUGUUUAUAGAAACAACUCUUCUCCUUUAGAUUUUGAUGCGGGAUACAAGGUAACUUCAUCUUCUUUAUUAUAAAAAAUAUAAGUUCAGUUGGAGGAAAUGUGCAUGGAUCGCAGAAUGAAUUGCUAAACAGCUCAUUAGAUUUAAAAAAAAAAAAUAUUCUUACUUUAAAAUAAAAUGCCAAUAAAAAUCCUCGUAAAAGUGCACAACUUUCUAGAAUGAUGGCUUCAUGCAAUCUUUACAAAGUUUACUGUUGCUCAGGAUUACCAAAGAGACAAAAUUGGAACUAUAGUUUACAUAUUUAGGUCAUCUUCCAGCCUGUAAUAGUAAUCAAUAAUAGCCUAGACUCAGUACCAUAUGUACCACGGUUGCAAGGGUUGCCGCUUUCACUCCAGGGGACCCGGCCACAGCGGCGACUCCUGCUACCGUGGGCCACUUGCUUAUCUUAAGGGCCGAUGCAUAGCUGCACCGGCCUGGCAGUGGCAUAGCUGGGGGAGGUGGUUUGAGGUUGAGGUGGGCCAUCAGGUGGCCCAUGCACUUAGGGCCACCCAAUGGCUAUGUGUCUUCAGUGACCCAGUCUGGCUGUGGUGCUUUAAUAGCAUGACAGGUUCCCUCUAAUUAUGUCAUUGCUGGGAGGAAGUGACAGCCAGCCGGUAACUUCCUCUCAGCUAUCACAGAGCCAUGCAGGAGGAAGACAACGAGGAGGGGGCAGAGAGGAGAGGAGUGCAGCCUGGAAGAUCCACUGACUCCAAACAUCCUGAGCCAGGGAAGAACCCUAAAGGUAGGAAAAUGGAGGGAGGGUGACUAACUAAUGUUCAUUUUGCAUGUGUGUCUGUUUGUGUGUAUCUGAGUGUAUAUUUGUGUGUCUGUAUAUGUUUCUGUUAGUUUGACUGUGGGUCUGUGUAUCUAUCUGUCUGACUGUGUAUCUGGUUGUCUGUCCGUCUACGUGUGUGUGUCUGUGUGCAGGUGUGUGUAUCUACAUAUGUAUCAGUGUCUGUCUGUGUAUCUGUUUGUCUGUCAGUGUAUCUGCAUGUGUAUAUAUGUGUGUCUAUGUAUUUGCAUACGUCUGUAUGUGUAUCUAUCUGUGUGUCCGUGUAUCUGUCUGUUUGUUUGUCUGUGUAUCUGCUUGUUUUGUAUGUUUAUCAGUGCAUUAUUUUUAUUAUUAUUAUUAUUUAAAGCGCCAACAAGCUCUGUAGCUCUGUACAAUGGGUGGACUAACAGACAAGUAUUUGUAACCAGAUGAGUUGGACUCACAGGAACAGAGGCAUUGAGGGCCCUGCUCAAUGAGCUUACAUGCUAGAGGGAGUGGAUGAAUGUGACACAAAAGGUAAGGGUAUGGUAGAAAGUGGGUUGCUAGGAUAGUGUUCAUUGAAGGCUUAGUGUUUUGUUUUGAUGACCAUUUCAGGAGAAGAAUUAGGGUGUGGGGAGGGAACGCUGUUCACAGUUUCAUUGAUAUGCUUUCCUAAAGAAGUACGUUUUCAAAGAGUUUUUGAAGAAGUGGAGAUUGGGUGAAAGUCUUACAGAGAGGGGAAGGGCUUUCCAUAGGAACGGUGCAGCCAUAGAGAAGUCUUGAAGGUGAGCAUCAGAGGUAGGAGUAAGAACAGAGGUUAGACGUAUGUAUCCGGCAAAGCGUAGGGGCCUAGACGGGACAUAUUUGUGUAAUAGUGAGGAUAAGUAGGUCGGAGCAGCAUUGGGUAGAGAUUUGUAAGCAAGUACCAGGAUCUUAAAUUUAAUCCUAUAUCUUAUGGGAAGCCAAUGUAGGGACUGACAAAGGGGGGAGGCGUGGGAGGUGCGGACAGACAGGAAGAUGAUCCUCGCCGCUGCAUUCAUUAUAUACAGUAACGGGGCAAGUUGGGAACAUGUAAGAGCACUGAGAAGCAGAUUACAGUAGUCAAAGCGAGAGAGGACAGUGGCAUGGACAAGCAUCUUUGCCGUAUCAGGAGUUAAAUAGGGUUGGAUGCGCGCAAUAUUUUUGAGAUGUAAGCGUCAGGAUUUCGCGAUUGAUUGGACAUGAGGGGUGAAGGAGAGGUCGGAGUCAAAGAGAACACCUAGGCAGUGAGCCUUAGAGGUAGAGGGGAUGGUAGCACCAUUGACUUAGAGGGACACAGACAAGGGAGUAGCAACACUUGAGGGAGGAAAGACCAGAAGAGCACCAGGAGAGAGCAGUAUCUCAUAGACUGAGAUAACGGAGGAUGAUCAACAGUGUCAAAAGCAGCAGAAAGGUCGAGGAGAAUUAGGAUAGAGCUGUGGCCCUGGGAUUUUGCAAUGAUAAGAUCAUUGGAUACUUUGGUCUAAGCUGUUUCAACAGAGUGAUGAGCACAGAAUCCAGAUUGAAGCGGGUCAAGCAGGAAGUUGGAUUCGAGGAAGUCUGCCAAUCUUGCAUGCACAACUCUCUCAAGGAUCUUCGAGACAAAUUACAUUAGCGAGAUAGGGCAGUAGUUGGACGGAGAAUUGGAGUCAAGGUUGGGCUUUUUCAGAAUCGGGGUUACGGUUGCAUGUUUGAAGGGUAGAGGAAAGGUGCCAGAGGAGAGGGAGAGAUUGACAAUUUUAGUGAGAGGCAGAGCAAGAGAAAGAGACAAAGUGCAGAUGAGAUAUGAGGGGAAAGGAUCGAGUGAACAGGUGGUGGGGUGGGGUGGGAGGAAUGGAGCAGAGCAGAUAUGCAGAUGCAGAUGAGCAUAGGACAGCUGAGUGAAUGUGGUUAGGGGAAAGGCUGGUAGUAGAUGGAGAGAGAUGAGAGAUCUCUUCCCUGAUUGAAGAAAUUUUCUCAGUGAAGUGAGCUGCAAAGUUUGUGGCGAUCAAGUUGGCAGGAGGAGGAUGCACAACAGGGCACAGAAGAGAGUUAAUAGCAUGAAACAGUCAUUUGGGCUCAUGGGAGAGUGUGGUUAUGAGUGUAAUGAAGUAGUUUCUUUUGAAGAGUAAAGAGCCACACUGUACUCAGCAUAAAUUUAUAGUGGCGGAAGUUAGACACAGGGUGAGACUUUCUCAUCUGUGUCUGUAUGCCAGUUUGUCUAUAUGUCUGUAUGUGUAUCUUUGUGUGUAUCGGUUUGUAUAUGUAUAUCUGUGUCUGUGUCUAUAUUUGUGUGUCUGUGUGUGUAUCUGCAUGUGUAUCUGUGUCUCUCUUUCUGCAUGUGUGUUGGUGUGUGCCCAUAUGAAUCUGUGUGUGUCAGUGUUUGUAUGAAUGUCAUUCUGUGUAUAAAUGUAUGAGUUAGUGUGAUUAUGUGCAUAAACCUCAAUAUUCAAAUGCCAAUACUACACAAAAAUACACCCCUGCAUUCAAAUGUCGACACUACAUACAGACACACCCCUAUAUUCAAAGGCAUUGUAAACCACUGCUUUCAAAUGGCAAAAGUACUUAAAAACAAGUAAACCACUGCUUUCAAAUGACAAAAGUACAUAAAAACACACAUACUACACACAAGUACACUCCUACAUUUACACACAUACUCCAUACAAAAACAUGCUUACAUUAAAACAUACAAACACUGCUCAAUGCUAAGUACAACCCUGGAAUAACUCUUUUACCAGUGCUUAUUAGCACCUGGGGGGCACAAUGUCCAAGUUACUGGCAGUAGAGGAGCGCACAGCAAUCCUUUCCAAUUCAUGUAGCAUUGUCAAGCUUCGCCAGCACCUCUGUUGGGUACGCCUGCUCUGGAGCAUGUUGUAGCCUGUGUAGAGAUGGUGGGGAUAUGACUCACCUCAUAAACCCUGAUCCCUACAUUCCUCACAGCAUGGCGGCGCCUUGGUAAUUAGGAGUGAGAGGAGGUGCAAAGUCAGCAACCAUCCCAGGAGGCAAAAUUUCUAGCUAUGCAGUCUGGGGCCCGUGGUUGCUGAGUUACCAGCAGCAGGGAAGUGCUGUGCUGCUACCCUCUUAGUGCUGUAUGUAGAAUGGCAGAGUGGUCUGACAGGAAGUGCUCACCUGUCAGAUGGGUACCACGGUGAGCAGGUACCAGAGAGGAGUGUGAGAGAGACACAUGAUUGAGACACAUGGAGAGUGUAUCCCCAAAGAGGAUUACAAGUCAUCACAACCAGAGCAGUGAUGCUUCAUGUCUGCUGUAAAAACAGUGAUAACUAACAGAAAAAUAGACAAAGAGGAUGAUGUAUAAAUAUGUAUGUUCCCUAGGUGUUUUUAUAUAGCAGUACAUUUCCUAUGUUUAGGAAUUCAGGCUUAUGAUAAAGGCGACAGAUACAACUGGACUUUCCUGUGAAGGAGGACUGAUAAUCUAUAUCAAUGAUUUAAAUGAUGAACUACCAAUAUUUGAGUAAGUAAUUAACAGUAUUGUAUGUGUGUUAAUUCUUAAACAAGCAAGUUAAAAAGAUCACUAAUGGGCAUCAUAUGUAGUAGUGAUGAUGUCUAUAAAUCCUGGAAUCCAUCUUUACUUAUGUUGUUAAUCCAAUUUCAAACAGUAAAAAUAGCUGUCUACUCAGCUCCUCUGUCUCCUUCUCUGGUCCCAACACCAAUGCAGAAGUCUUUCCCUUAAGUACUGAUGACAGGCUGAGAGUGUCAGCUGACACUCUCAAUCUGUUACCAGCCACCCACUAAGAGAAAUGAUUUAGAAAGGUAAAUCAUAAAUGAGGAAAAAUGACAGCCAGGAACUGCAGGCACCAUAAUAACUUCAUUGAGUUAAAUUUGUUAUGGUGCCUGGAGUGCUCCUUUAACCCCUUUGUGACCAUGGACAAAUCAGGUACGUCCGACAAAAAACGGUCCUUAAGGACCGCGGACGUACCUGAUACAUCAGCGGGGAAUUAUAGUAUCAACUCUAGAGUACAUCUCUAAUGGUAUUGCAGUGAUGCCUCGAUGUUGAGAAUACCCCCCUCAAUGCCGGUGGCCGCUCCCCCCUACCCUUCCUCUCCCUCCCUGUGUACUUACCGAUCGCUGCCAUUCCCCCGCUGGUGAAUGUGAAACUGAAAUGGUGAAAGUGCUUUUUGUACUUAUAGCCCUAUAAUUUUCCAAAAAAAGCUAAGAACAUGUUAAUAUUGGGUAUUUCUAAACUCAGGACAAAAUUUUAAAACUAUUUAGCAUGGGUGUUUUUUGGCGGUUCUAGAUGCGUAAAAGAUCUUGCGGGUCAAAGUUUGAAAAAGUGUGGUUUUUUAACUUUUUUCAUCAUAUUUUAUAAAAACAAUUUUAUAGUAAAUUAUGAUAUGAUAAUAAUAAUGGUAUCUUUAGAAAUACCAUUUAAUUGUGAGACAAACUGUACUGUAUAUAAUAUGUGUGGGUGCAGUAAAUGAGUAAGAGGAAAAUUACAGCUAAACACAAGCCCCACAGAAAUGUAAAAAGAGCCCAGGUCCUUAACGGUAAGAAAAUUGAAAAAUGGUCUAGUCACUAAGGGGCUAAAUAUAUAGUUCUUUCCCAUUGGUACCUUCAGUGUUCUUUAGAUUUUUUAUUUGGAUGCUAGUCAAUCACUAGACUCUCUAAGUAUUGCUCAUAUGAUUACGUCGCAAAGAGUCAUUGAGUGCUUUCCCUCAUUUUUGAGUUAACUUGAGUGAUAUGACAAAAAACUAAAGUUUCUGGGGCUGUCUCAAAACCUCAGGCUCUAAUGGCUAUGAUGCUUAGAAUACCCCUUAAUAAACUUAGCUAUAAUGCAAAACUUUUUAUAUUGCUAUUUUUACACAGAAAAGUUGAUAAUGAUACAGUAUACGUGCCCGAAAAUAUCCCUCCUCGAUCCAUUAUACAUGUGUUUACAGCAACAGACAGAGAUGCUGGGGACAAAAUAUUCUAUGAUUUUGCAGGACCUACGCGAAUAUUUUCUAUAAACUCUGGUAUGUAAAAUUUUAUAUACAUAAUUAGCAGUAAGAUCAUAAAUGUAGUUUAUUCCCAAUGUAUACAUGUUUUAAUAUUAAAGUUACCUGAUGCAAAACCAUUGUAAAGCAAUGUCUACUGUUACUAAACCUUACCAUACCUUCUUCUCCAAUAAUGAAAAAUACUUCUUUCACCAAAUAAAAAUAUUAGAAAGGGUUUAUCACAUCAACAAACUGUGUUUUAAAAAAAGUAGAUUUUGGGAAGUGUAUAACUUUCUGUAAGUGUAAAUUUCUAUUUCUUUUUCAAUAAACAGCUAUAACACAUAAUACAUAACACAGCAGCUUAAACUCUUCAGAUAUAAAUAUAAAUGUGUCCUUGCAUACUCUAUGUCCCAGUAAUAAAUUAUUAACCAGCAUGAGGCCAUCUCUUAAGAGAAAACAAUGUAGGUGUGUGGAAUAACCUUCCAGCAAAUAGCCAUAUUUAUUGGACUUCAAGCAGUCUUAUAGGCUCAAUGCUUUGAGCUGAAAAACAGCAUCAAGAAUACAUUUUAUUUAUGGGACAGAUAGACCUGGAGCUUGUUUCCAACCUUAGAUAUUGGAAAGUUCAAACUGAAGAACUUUCCUGCCUGGUAAAUGUUUUAUCAGUCUAGUAAAAUUGCUAGUGUGUGUUUACAAUAUGUGCAAAGUAUUUAAAUAGUAACUCAUGUAACUAAUAGAAUUGUGACAAUUCUGCUGCUAGCUGCUACCAGUCUGUAGCAGCUAUGAAUUAGAUUUAGCCAAAUGUCUUCAAUGUGGCUUAAUUAUUACAGUUGAGCACUUCUCCUCUGCCGAGAUAAUCCAUCCACCUCACAGGUGUGGCAUAUCAAGAUGCUGAUUAGACAGCAUGAUUAUUGCAAAGGUGUGCCUUAAUCUGGCCACAAUAAAAGGCCACUCUAAAAUGUGCAGUUUUACUGUAUUGGGAGGAUCCGGGGGUGGUCCGGGGGGACCGAAAAAUCAGUCAGUAUCAGGUGUGACCACCAUUUGCCUCGCGCAGUGCAGCAUACCUCCUUCGCAUAGAGUUGAUCAGGUUGUUGUGGAAUGUUGGUCCCCUCCUCUUCAAUGGCUGUGCGUAAUUGCUGGAUAUUGGCAGGACCUGGAAUACGCUGUUGUAUACGCCGAUCCAGAGCAUCCCAAACAUCCCUGUACAGUGAAAACCGGGAUUCAUCUGUGAAGAGAACACCUCUCUGUUACGGUUGCCUCCAGUCUAGCUGAAAGUUGGACCGCAGAAAGAAUGCUCCUAGUGCUCACCAAAGGACCAGCAGCACCGUAGACACCAUAAGUACUGUGGACUACAUGAACCGCCGCUACUGGGCUGGGAUCUCGCCAUCUGCUAUCCACCCUGGACCUAUGAACAGGCUCCAGGUUCCAGUGGGUGAACUGGAGAGCAAAGCAGGAUCAGGAACAAGAGCUCUUACAAGAGCUUGGUAGCGAAGGUAGUAUGAAGAGCAUAGCAAUCCCUGUAGUGAUUAUAGCUGUCCCCUCCAAACUCAAGUCAAAGCUGCGAGUUGAGGGCCAAGUAGAUCUGUUUAAUUAGCACCAAAGGACUUUCUUUUAUACGAGUUUUCCUACAAAGUUACUACCCACGUGGACCUUGUGGUACACAGGACUCAGUGUUACAGCAACCAAUCAAACACAUUACAGUACAGUCAGACACUCCCAGCCAAGGCACACAAACCCUCCCCUCUGCCUGUGAUAUAAUUACUAAACACAAUGGGCUAACUUAAUUAUCACAGGCAGGAAAAUGCACAGUUUUACACAAUAUUCUUAACUUCCAAACCAUACAUGCAAUUUCUAUAGGAUACAUAUUCCGAACCAGCAUAAUCAGAAUACAAACAUAUUCAAAAAUUAUACAAUUUGGUCCAGUGGUUCAAAAGAUAGAUGGAAGUCAUAUUUGACCAACUGCAAGCAUGUUUCCUAACAGAAAGAGUUCCAAAGAUUUGGGCUGUGCGGUCGUUCUAUUUCACAUAGAAAAAAGACUAAGUCCCAUUCAAAUGCACGAACGGUUGCUGUUCGUGCAAAUAUCCCAUUAUAAAGUGGUGUUCGAAUAGUCGAACACACUUUGAUUUCCGUCAAAACAUCAAAGUUGGGGGGGCGUGGCCAACACGGAGCAAGAUGGUCGCAUAGAAAUCUGCUCCGGCACCUGGGCACCUAAUCUGAUGUAAUCUCACCAUCCAAAGCUGCAUCCAGCAACCUACCACCGCGAUGGCACAACAAAGGAACAAGAAGGGCUCGGCGAAGACUGAAAAACUAAACUUUUUCAGCCAGAAAUCGGCUCCUGCAACUCCGGCGGACCAGGCCUCAAACGACAACGAGGACCCCGAGCCGGAUUAUACCAUGCAGAGCUCACAAACUGAAGUACCACUAAACAACCAACAGCUUACAAAAGCUGAUCUCUCAGCAGCCCUAGAGACACUAUCGAACAAAUUAAUAACAACUUGGCAACAUACAGCCGACUCAUUAAGAAAAGACAUACAAGAGUUGGGGAAACGAACAUCCAAUAUGGAGGACAAAUGUGAUGAAAUCGCAAUGGCACACAACGACCUCGCCACUACUGUGGAACAAUUAUCUGCCCAACUAACCACUAUGGAAGAAAAACUAACGGACAUGGAAGACCGUUCACGCAGGAACAACCUCCGCUUGAGGGGGGUUCCGGAAGAAAUCAGCAAUGCAGACUUACCGGCAUAUGUUCGGGGGCUGUUAAAGGCGCACGCACCAGAGAUCCCAACGGAAAUGCUGCUGGUGGAUAGAGUACACCGCAUCCCCAAGCCGCGACACCUACCUCCGGAGACACCAAGGGAUAUACUAAUGAGGGCCCACUACUUCCAUAUAAAGGAGUACAUUCUUAGAAACAGCAAGACACCCGCCAAUCCACCAGACGAGUAUGCCACAGUUCGAAUCUAUGCAGACCUCUCGGCAGCCACUCUCCGGAGAAGAAAAGAAUUCUCCCAAGUCACAGGUGCCUUGAGAACGCACAACAUUCGCUACAAAUGGGGUUUCCCCACAAAACUCCUUAUUACAAAAGAUGGAACGACAACAGUAAUCCUAACCCCGGAGGACGGCAUGAAGAGGCUGAGAACCUGGAAUGUAUCACUAACACCUGACCUCCAGGAUAGACCAACGAUCCGUGAACCGCUUCGGCCCGAAUGGACAAAGGUCCCGAAGAAACAUUAAACAUCAGACGACAACUGGUUUAACGGCAAGACUCAAGCAAGAAUCCAAAGCAACUGGCUCCAAGGGUGAACAGACCCCAUUGAAACAGCCCGACCUUCGACCGCCCACAACUCAAAGACCUUUAGCCGCGAUACAGAGGGUCCCAUCGCCAAGUAAGCAACCGGAUCCGGGGCUCCCGCCAUCCCUGUGACGAAGCACGGCAGAGCAGUGGAACUACGCGGGGGACCCGGGUCUGGAACCGUGGAUUGGGACUGAUGCCGCCCCGGUAAGACUACAAACAUACCAAUCACCACCCACACCCGGGUGUGCAACCCAUGUAGAACUUUUUUCUUUUGGCUUCCCAGGACUCAGAGACUCAGCCCCCCUACUAUGGGGCAAUUUUAGCAGCCCAGUAUUGAAUGGAAUGGGGGGUCUGGGGCUCUUUAGGGGGCGAGAGGCAAUUGACAAGGUGGGCUACCACAACGGAAAGCUCACAGGGUAACGGGAUCUCAUGCGCCCAGGAUGGGGACCACUUUAUCCCGUUAGGGGCCGCACACAACAGGACAGCCCGCCCAGCGGGAACUCAUGGGCAGAGAGACCCGGGUGACCAUCCAGCGCAAACACCUAUAUGAAACACACCAGGAAGGUAUUAGAUGUCCCAGUGGACACACCUAUUGCCCACCAGGGACUUAUAGCAGCCGUUGCCCACCCUGGCCACGAAAUUCUAGCUACAUCAUACAAGAGGGGGAAAGGCCAUUCCCCAUGACAUAUGAACCGGACCCAGCUAUCGAAGCCAAAUCUCAUGAGUAA
Pelobates cultripes (western spadefoot toad) is the source of this 12091-nucleotide messenger RNA. NCBI's taxonomy places the organism in Eukaryota, Metazoa, Chordata, Amphibia, Anura, Pelobatidae. The record is from the annotation of a GenBank genome assembly.